AUGGCUGCAGACAGUGAUGGAGAGUUCACAGUGGGAUAUCCCCCACAUACAGGAUGCUCUGUGUUUAUUAAUAAAGGUUCAGCUCGAUCUCAAAAGGAUCUUGGUUCUCAAUUACCUUGGGGAGGUUUAGAAAAAGAAACACUUAGUGAUAAUGAUCUCAUUGAAACAGUGUUUACUUGCCAAGGAGAUUUAGGAGAUCCUGAUUUUCCAAAUAAAUUUUCUUUAAUAAUUGAAAAGUUGAGAACUCUGUUAUGCACAGGUAAAGAGGUUUUAAUGAAAGUUAAUAAAGUGGAGCCUUGGAAUUCAGUUAGAGUUACUCUGACUAUUCCCCGAGAUGCUGCUCAAAGGCUGCGAGCCCUGGCUCAAGCUGGAGAUGCAGCAUUACAAGCAUUGGGUAUAUUAAGUGUUCAGGUAGAAGGGGAUCAGGUGAUAUCUCUGAGGCUUGCGACAAGAUUUGGAGGAGAACCUCAGGAAAUAGUAUUAACAACUGGAGGAGAGAGUAGUAGCAACUGUACCAAUAGCAGCAGCUGUAUUUCUGCUGAUAAUUCUCUUGGCCAUAUUGUUAGUGGAACAUUAUCAGGGACAGCUGGUUCUGUUGGAGUUUUUCGAAGUCCUAAUGUUGUGGCACCUACAGGGGUUGGCAUUCCACCUUCGCCUAAACCUCUGGCAGGGCCACCUCCUUUUCCUUUUACUAGUAUGAAUCAUGCUGCACAAACUCAACACGGGAGAGACAGUUUUACUGCACCACCGCCAUACCCCGCCAAAACAUAUAGUCCAUCAGGAGUUAAACCUUCACAAGUCCCCGGUCAAAAUACACCUUUGCCAGCUGGAAAGAAACCCGUUAAUGCAUCAUCCAAUGUGCCGAUCACUACAACUUCCACAAAACUUUUAGCAGCUUCUAACAUUUCUUCGUAUCCUGCCAGAGAAGUCAAUCUAAAGCCAUUCACGCAAAAGUUACCGCUUUCGAGCGUACAGACUGCGACUGUUAGCCAAUUAAAAAACGUUGUGCCGCCUGAUUCAGUGCUUAAUAGUAACAAUGUGUCAUUGUCAAGCCCUUUACUAGUGAACCUUUUACAAAAUGAUGGAACUCCGGUCACGGCAACUACGGCAUCAUCUAGUAAUGCAACCAAUGUCGCCAAUAAAAUGGCUCCACCUAAUCCCGAGCAGUUGAAAACAGUUCGAAAAAACUCUCCGGAACAAUUGGAACCCAAUAAAGUGGACUUUGAGAAAAAUUUUCGUUCCAAUUUUACUCAUAAUUAUAGUAAUAAAAUGACGCCUAAACUUCUAGCCAAUUCUCAGGCUCGAAUGCCAUCAGUUAGACCGAGGAGUCCGGCUGUAAAAACUCCUGGUUUCACGGGAAAUGUACCGGGUUACAGUAGUCAAAGUCUUGUAGGAAUGCCGUCCGUUUCAAAUGUGAACGUAAUACGACAACCUGGGAGAUACGGUCCUAACUUAAUGAAGGGCUUUCCGCAAAAUUCGGUUCAAAAUGUCGCUAAUAGUGCUGCUAGGAAACCCAAUCCGACAUCUAUGCAGAGAUUUACUCAAAUAAGAGCAGGGUUUCCUAAUUCAGAAGUGAGACCAAAUUUCGUAGUUCAAGGAUACUCGCAGUAUACAGCAUCUUCUAGUAAACCCUGUUCAUCUGCGGAAACUUCUGAUAAAAAUAUGGAAGCAGAAGAAAUAUCAGACGGAAAGAAACUUAUUAUAAACCCUUUAACAGGAGAAUUGGAGCCUAUGCCUAGCGAAAGCUCUGAAAGUGAAGAAGAACCUUCUAAAGAAGAUCCUUUCUUAUAUACAUCUUCUCCAGCCAGUCGAGCCUUUUCAGAUGAUGACAGUACUAUAUCACGCCGAAAUGAUACUUCGGAUCAGAGUGAUUCUGAGGCCACAAAUAAAUCUACAGCAUCAGAAACAAGUAAUCCUAACAGGAGGCGUGGUCUAUCUCAUAAAGGUAGUCGAGAUCAUGGGCCUGAAAAAAUUAAACUAAGAUUAAAAUUGGGAAAAACGGAGCCCGUUACGCAAGCUUAUAAGGUUGAUGUUUCUUUUGUAAAUUGCCCAACUUCAAGAAAACCCUUGCCAGCUUUAACAAACGCCAAUAGCAAUGUUCCGGCAAUCACUAAUGUAAAUUCUACCGAAGAACCUCGAGUGCCACCCCUUCAUAUUUCUUUACGCGGACCAAACGCCGCUGUCGUUGUAUCAAAUCGUAAAGAUAAGAAAAGUCCGAGUCAUUGGGGUCAUUCAGAAGACGAAGAUCGUUUUUCAUUGGAUGGUAGCGGCGGGGAUCCCAGUUCAGACUUUUACUCAAAAUUAAAUAAAAAGAAAGUGAAGGUGUCGAAUUUAAAACUCGGCCGGGAAAUCGUUGCAAUGAAUAACUCUGAAAUAAAUCCGAAAUCUAAAAAAUUGAAGUUAAAGCGCGUUGCCGAGCGUGAAGUUGACAACAAUAUUUUAAAAUUGAAAAUUCCCGUAGCUCCAGGUCUGGGCGAUGUUUCCGACGGGGGUUUGGAUUUAGCGGAUGAUAAAUCGAUUAUUAAAAAACGAAAAGAUUCUAAAAAGCAAAAGAACAAUUUAAUAUGCGUAAAUAAAAAGCAUGCGGGGGAUUCGUCGGAGACUAGUGCGACAAAAAGGUUUGACGAAAUAGUUUCUACGGUUAAUAAAAGAGUAGAAAUUAAUUUAAAAAUGGAUUCCGAAGAAUGGAUAUCGAGGACGUUGAAAGAAGAAACGCUCAACUACGAAAAACGUAAAAACUGUAAUAAAUUAAUGGACGAAUUUAAAAUAUUGGAAAAAAAAGAUGAGGAAAAUCCGAGUAGUGAAAGUGAUAAAUUGAAAUCAUUUGAUAUUCGUCGGAAUUCAAUCGAAAACGAUACCGUUGUUGACUCGACCGAAGAAAUCGAGGAAGAUAGGACUAAAAAUUUCAAAACGGGAGCUUUUGAAUUGAGCGAUUACUUAAGACGUAAAAAAGUCGGUGAUAUAAAUAAUAAAAAGUUGAAAAGUUUAGAGUGCUUAAAAAUUAAAAGUGAUUUUAUAAAGCACAAAUACAUGGAGUUGACGGAAUUGGCCGAGGAUAAAGAAGACAAGAGUGAAGAGGUCGCCGUUAAAAAACCGCAAGAAAUCGGUGGGAAAAUCAAAUCCGAGUUAACUUCGAAAAUCGAUAGAGUGUCUGGAAAGUUGAAAAACGAUUUAUCAUUGAAAUUACCCAAGGAUGGUGUAGGUAAAAAAUUAAAAUUCGAUGAAUCCGGUUUAAAAAAGCUAAAGUUAGAUGAAAUAGGAAAGGCUUUAAAAAAAGGUGAUAAAACACCGUUAAGAAUUAAAAGCGCAAAAAAAGACUCGUCUGGUGGUUUACGCCUUGGAUCCGUGGGAAAUAGUGAUGGAGAGGAAGAUCAUGAGGCGUUUGGUGGAAGAACUAAAAGAAGUCAUAGCGGGGAUCAACCUCCUUCAGAAGUGCACGUAGCGCAAAAAGUAAAAAGUCGAUCAUCAAGUUCGGAGCAAUUAGGCUCACAAGGUUUAGUAGUAAAAUCUUGUAAUUCAUCUCGACGAUUUGACGCUCUUAGUCGUAAAAUAAGAAAAGAUUCGGUCAUAGAUAGACUUAGAAAAGAAAAAAUGAACAAAGUUUUUGCCUUGAAUAGAAAACUUUCAACGGGAUGUGAUCCUCACAAUAAAAAACAAACGGUGGGCAGUAGAGUGGGACUCGUUAAACACCCGGUUGUUCCUUCGAAACCAGUACUGGAAACAAAUUGUCCCGUUAAAGAAAUCAAAGAAACGGUUUCGAAUAUAUGUGAAAUAAAACAACCGGUCACGUCUCCGGAAACGGACGUUAAAGGAAAAAACUCUGACGGGGUCGGAAGUCCCAACAAUCCUCCGGUCGGAGGAGAAUCACCUGCUAAUCAAGGAAACACUCAGGGUGAAGAUUCUGGGAUUGAAUCGAUGGAUGCAUUAUCGGAAAAAUCUCCAAAUCAGGGAGAGUCGCCUUGUCGGAAAGAUGAAUCUCAUACGAAAGAAUUAGAAAUAUCUAAACCCGAAGAGAAAAAAGGACAAAAUCACGAUAGGACGGAUGAGGCUUCGAAAUUAAACGAGCAUAGUUGCCUUAACGAGUCAAAAUCAAUCCAGAACAAUACAACUCAGGCCAAUCCAGUGCCUUUAGACCCGAACCCUGAACCCUGUUCAGAUUCUAAAUCCGAGUUGAAUUCAAACACUUACGAUUAUAAUACGGACCCCAACUCUCCGCACAACAACGAAACAAAAAAAACAAUUUCGGGAAGUGAUAAUAAUAACUCGUCGGAAAGCGAGAGUCAAAAAGAUGAGAUACGGGUAAGUGGUAGCCAUAACCGCGCGAACUCUCAACCAAACGACUGUGAUUCGGAAACUGUUGAAAUCAAUGAGUCGAUGAGUUGUGUAGUGACGAUUGAAAAAAAUGAUGAUGAUAAAUCAAGUGCAAUUGAAGAAGCGGAUGUGACUAAUUUACUUAUGGAAACGUUCGAAACUAAAAUCAGGGAAGCGUUUUUAAGGAAUGAAACCAACAGCAAGGAAUUUGAUACCACGGCCGAGGGAUUGGGUGCGAAAAUAUUGGAAACGAGUUCCCGGCUCGAUGAUAAGGGAAAGGACGCUUUGGCCGGGGACUCGAGUGAAAAUAAAAAUAUAGAAGUUGAAAUCGGUUCGCCGUCGCUCGAGGACAUUGAAAGAUUUCGCGUUAAUCCUCCUUUGUACACGUAUGCAAAAAGAGAAGAUUCACUGUCUCCUAGUCCGCCAACCGUAGAUAACAACAGCGAUGUAACAAGCAAUCACAUUAAAGGGGAUCAAUACGAAAAAGAUUCCAACGGUUUAAAUAAAAAGCGUUUUGGAAAAAAAUUUAAAUCGACUGAUGAUCCGGAGGAGAACACAUCCAGUCCUUCGUCGGAAGUUAAAAAUAAAAGUUUAUUAGAGCAAUUGCUCAUCGAGAUACCGGGAGAAGAUUCAAGGAAAACUAGAUCCUGGCAUCGGUUGGGAGGAAGUCCCGGUGGAACACCGAAAAGUUCACCGAGAUCGUUAAAAGAAGAAAGGCCUUUAUCACCUUCGGUCGCAAAAACGUCUCCCAAAAAUGGUGGCAGUAAAUUGAGUCCGACUCCGAGAAAUAAACGAAAAGCAGAAGCGAUAAUCGAGGACAAUAAGGGGAAAACGUCAGAAGGGACGGAUUCGAGGCCGAACAAGAGAAAAUGUAGCGAAAACGCGGCCGAAUUGAUAAAAGCUUGCAUGGGCGUCGAUGAUAAAAAACAACUUUUGAAAACGGUUCAACCCUUGACCGGAAGUAAAAAAGAAAUUGAAAGUUCUGACGACGAGCCGCUCAUUGAUUUGGCGGGAAAAGGACGUAGUAGAGAACACUCGGUCGAGCAAGAAAUAAAAAAACCCAAAAUAACGUCAGAGGAAGAAAAUAGGAAUAAUAAUAAAGUAACAACUAAAAGCACUCCGGGAAAUGUUGUUUGUAAAGUUGGAACGGAGCCCCCGACGAGGAGAUCGAUAAGACAACACGUCAAGUCAGAUUCGAGAAAUAUCAGAUAUACAAGGAGCGCUAUCACACAAGAAAUAGUUAAUGAUGAUCAUUUCGAUACAGAAGACUUUAAUUUGGUUCACAUAGGAUAUGGGUAUUGA
Messenger RNA from Pediculus humanus corporis (human body louse), 5613 nucleotides. RefSeq lists its product as uncharacterized. The transcript has 16 exons. The record is from RefSeq and is a predicted model, not a curated record. NCBI's taxonomy places the organism in Eukaryota, Metazoa, Arthropoda, Insecta, Psocodea, Pediculidae. Gene Ontology annotation, biological process: positive regulation of transcription by RNA polymerase II. The coding region runs from base 1 to 5613 and encodes 1870 amino acids. Gene Ontology annotation, cellular component: histone methyltransferase complex; transcription regulator complex; nucleus.